GAUAGAACAGAUCCCUUCAUUUCCUGGAAAACAAAUAAAAGCUGUAUCUUUGUUCUCCUCGACUGUAAACACAUGUGAGGCAUUCAAACACGAGUCGAGAUGGAUAAUACAAAGCUCCUGUCAGCUUUCGCUGUCCACUCAAAACGUCGUCGAAGUGCUGAGACAACCCCAGGACCAGCUAGACCAAAACGCACACGUUCAGCAGUGAGCGAGUCUCAAAAGCCCGAGAUCUCUAAGACCUCAAAACUGAGUCUCUUACCUCAAGUGAGUAUCGAGGACAUCGCAAAGACCUCGAAGAAGACCCCUAAAAGAGCUACGAACGGUAUGCAAAAGACAGUAAGUGAGGAUGAAGAAAUAACACAAAAGAAGAGUCCAAAAAAAAAGAGGAAGUCAGAGUUUUCGGCAGCAGUCAAUGGGAAAAAUGCAGUUGAGGUUGAAGACGUUGCUGUUGCUACCGGAAAUGCCUCGACAGUCACAGAUGAGAUUCCAAAGAUCAAGAAGGAGGGGAAGGGAGAGCAGCAGGACAAGAGGAGCUUGAAAAGUGAGAAAAAUAAAAGAUUGAGCAAUUCAAAAGUUCUUCCUGACGACAAGGCGAAUGACGAGCGAGAGGAGAUUUUAAAUAAUAUCAAUCCACUGGAAGAGGCUACCACUCUAUUCAAUUGGCUCAUUCAUCCGGUGGUGAGCGAUGAUUUUUUUAAAAAUCACUGGGAGAAGGCCCCUCUCCACAUAAAACGCAACAGUUCCAGCUACUACAGACUCCUGAUGACAAAUUCACAGAUUGACGAUAUUCUUCGUCGGUACCACAUCCUCUUCACGAAAAAUCUGGAUCUAACCGCAUAUGUGAAUGGAAAACGAGAGACAUACAACCCUGAGGGGAGAGCACGUCCAAGUGUUGUAUGGGAUUAUUACUCGAAUGGGUGUUCAGUUCGAAUGCUGAACCCUCAGACAUUUAUUCCAAAGCUCCACAAUCUCAAUGCCUCCCUCCAGGAGUUCUUCCACUGCUUCGUAGGAGCUAAUUUCUACCUGACACCUCCAGGCUCUCAGGGUUUUGCUCCCCACUAUGACGAUAUUGAGGCAUUUAUUUUGCAAAUCGAGGGUAAAAAACGCUGGAGGCUUUACAAGCCGAGAAAUGUCUCUGAGUUCCUCCCCAGGUAUUCCUCGAAGAACUUCGAUUCCUCGGAGAUUGGACAGCCCAUUCUCGAUGUUGUUCUCAGUGCUGGGGAUUUUUUGUACUUUCCCAGGGGGACGAUUCAUCAGGGGGAGACCCUGGAGGAUGCACACAGUCUUCACGUGACCCUCAGUGUUUAUCAGAGAAAUUGCUGGGGUGAUUUCCUGGAGAAACUCGUGCCUGAGGCUCUGAGAACAGCUAUAUCUGAGGAUUCAGAUUUCAGGGUGGGACUGCCUUUGGGAUAUCUCAGGGAUGUUGGGAGUGCUUAUGCUGGGAGGGACAGUAACACCAGGAGGAUGAUGAUGGAGAAGACUAGGGAACUCCUGCACAGGAUGAUCGAGAAAAUCGAUCUGGAUAAAGCAGCUGAUGAAAUGGCCAAGGGACAUAUUCAUGAUUAUUUACCACCGGUUUUGGCACCUGUUGAGCUGCAGUGCUCUGUCUGUGAGGAUGGCGAGAGGAUGGUAGGGGCUAAAGUUGUUAAUAGAGUAGAGAUUGAGCCUGACACUAUGAUCAGGCUUGCCAGGCAACAUGCUGUUAGGCUGAUCAGGGAGAACAAUACCUGGAGGAUUUAUUACUCUGCUGAUAACACGAAGGAGUACCACGAGGUCGAGCAACAGUUUCUCGAGGUUGGGGACGAGUACGUGACGGCUAUUAUGCAGAUUAUUGAGACUUAUCCAGAGUUUAUUAAGGUCGAUGACUUGGAGAUUGAAGGGGAGCAGAAUAAGAUUCAAGUUGCAAGAGAUUUAUGGGAAAAAGGUAUAAUCCUCAGUGAUGUGCCUCUACCAGUAUUGGAUUAAUAUUUAAAAAAUGUUAUAAUA
Fopius arisanus is the source of this 1986-nucleotide messenger RNA. It is a transcript of the gene NO66, whose product is annotated as Bifunctional lysine-specific demethylase and histidyl-hydroxylase NO66. The record is from RefSeq and is a predicted model, not a curated record. Lineage: Eukaryota; Metazoa; Arthropoda; Insecta; Hymenoptera; Braconidae. The coding region runs from base 100 to 1965 and encodes 621 amino acids. The transcript is spliced from 3 exons.